CCAACUAGACAUCAUCGCAGUGACACAAAUUUUCGUACAUAUUUUUUCUAUACAUUUUUGUUGUGUGUGAAUUUGAAAUGGGAAAACUAGGGACUGGAGGGGAGCUGCCUGUGGCGCCCUGGCAUCGGGGUUUUUCGCUGGCCCAGAUCAAAGCGGCCUGCGAACUGCAGACUGAACUGAGCCACGACCUGGAGGAGGAGACGACGCAUCGGGUGUACGAUUGCUUGCGGCGCCUGGGCGUUUCUGGCCAGCUCGAUUGUUGCCUCCUGGACAAGAUAAUGCAGCUCAGUCAGGGCAACAAUUUGGCCUUUCUAUAUUUUCUGUAUACGCUGCUGUACGCAUCGCAGUGUCCGCACAGGAAGUACACACUCAAUGAACAGGUCAUAUUGUCGGCCAUUGCGUACCUGGAUAUGCCGGCCACGAUUGAGGCCUUGGACAAAAUACUUCCCAUGCCCGAGAAGCGUCUGAGUACGCGGCCCUCAAAGCCGUUUCCAAGCGCAAGAAGAGCCAAAGCAGACACCAAACAGGACUCCAAAGUGCUGCCCUACUUUCAGAAGCAACGCAGACCCCAGCAGAAGAGCAGGGACUUGCUAUCCGCACCGCUGCCCUACGCGGUGCGCUUGCCCAACGAGUGCAAGGACUCGCAGCAGCCGGAGAAUCGCUGGUUUGCCGACUUCGAGUUCCAUCCGGUGAAGCGUAUCGUCAAGUCUGUGAUCAGUCAGGAGAUUGUCAAGCUCUUCGAUGGAAUAGAUGAGUGCGGACGGAGUGCCGAAGCAGCGCCGCCUGCUAGCAUGUGUGAAUAUCAUCAGGAGAGUCGUACGCUGGAGCGUGCGGCGUAUCUGGAGAAGCAGCGUCAGCAGUGCCUGGCCAUGCUGGACUUGGAUGAAGAGCGAAAGCUGCUAACGAGGCAACGUAUUGCCAAGCAACUGCAGCUGGAUGUGCACAAAUAUAUGCAAAAGUUUGGCAACAAUCGCUGGAGUCCCGGCGUGCCAGCGUUUCGGCAAAUCGGAUGCACUGCCUGCCAGCUGCUGGGUCCCACACCGCUGCCCGUAAUGGUACUGGACGGCAAUCGUCAGUGGCAAACGCAGCUGAACGACAGCAUUGAGCCGCAGGAGCAAGUGCUGCGGCUCAGCGGCGGGCAAGAUGCGAAGCGACCCACACCGAGCAUUAACUAUUUCCAAGGGCCGAAGCUGCAUGCGCCCUACAUAUUCGAUUAUAUUGGACUGUUUGGCCGCUACAGCCAGAUGUCUCUGGCUGCCGGCGAAUGCAUUGAUGGCGCCGUGCUAAGAGCCCUCGAAGAGGAUAAUGUCAACGAAAAAGAGAGGCCCAUAAUGGUCACACGAUGGCACAUAAACGAUGCCGUCAAUCAGUGUGUCCGGCGAAUCUAUGAAAAGAGUCUGAUGGCUGUCAAAUACUGUGACGAGCCAAAGGAGCGUCUCAGCUAUGGGGAGCAGCAACACUUCGAUCCCGACGAUGAGGUUUUCAUGGACCGCAUGCUUGCGGAUGCCUUCCGGAUACUGCAAAAGAACAAGAAACUUGUGCUGGCUACUCUGUACAAUGGCCACCAGGUGCCAGAGCUGCGCGAAUGGAUUAGGCGGCGCUAUGGCAAACGGUAUACGGUGGCGACGCGAUCCGAGCUGCGUGACUCGGGGCACACAAUGCAGCAACUGUCGGAGAUGCAUCACGAGCUGUACACCAUUUUGAUGGGGCAACGCUCGGAGUCCAAGCAGCAGCGGCGCAGCAUUAGCCAUACGGAGUAUGACCUGUUCCUGGCACGGGCCCAGAAGUUUCGGCUUAGCUUCAAGGAGCACGUCAACGAGAUUGUCAUGGAACGGACGCGUCUCUGCUGGCGGGAAAUGCAUUAUCUGCGCACCAGAAACUACACCAAUCUGCAGCAGACCUUCUUCUCGUAUCUGCCGGGCUGUGCCUGUGAGACGGCGCCCAUAUUCGCAAAUGCCAAAAAGGUGAAUGGAAAAUGCCAUGGCAAAUCACUGGGCAAAUGAAUAUCGCCCACAUUAAUGUACAGUGCACAAUCGAUUAGGUGAACGUUAUUUCGCACCCAUCAAUGGCAUUGUGCAUUAAUUGGGCACAUAUUUAACAAAUAAUAACCCAAAAUGUAUGCGAAUAUUGCUGAAUUCAUAAACAAUCGAAUGGAAAUGUUGCGCUAACUUUGCAUUUGAUUGUUUAUGAAUUACGAGAAAUUCGGUUUUUUAACAAAAUUAACAGAAUUAUUUUACAUUUUUGACUUAACCAAAAUUGUAUAAUAUUAUUUAACUAUUGAACAAUUUUGGCUUUUCAUCAAAUAAAUGACAUUAAAAUUGCCAUUAAACUAUU
This is a messenger RNA of Drosophila obscura, 2334 nucleotides long. RefSeq lists its product as uncharacterized. NCBI's taxonomy places the organism in Eukaryota, Metazoa, Arthropoda, Insecta, Diptera, Drosophilidae. Bases 78 to 2003 code for a protein of 641 amino acids. The transcript is spliced from 2 exons. The record is from RefSeq and is a predicted model, not a curated record.